AUGCUACUUGUGGUUAUGAAUUUGUACGUUUCUGGCAAUAAUUUUCGAUUUCAAGCUUAUUUUAUGCAGAAUAUUGUUCAUUUGGAAAUGAUAUUUGGUGUUACAUAUACCGAUGAAAGACUGAUUAUACCUCGGUUGAAAGAUCGCUUUUGUAUGCCAGUAGAAUAUCGGCCAUGGCUUCCUGAACUUACCACUCGACCAACUUUCUCUUUCAGAAGUGUUAUAUACUUGGAUCCAAUUAGUGGCAUUAUAGAUGUCUUGUACAAGUAUGCGCAAGAUCUUGAUUGUUCACCUGAAACGUGGCGACAUCCUUUUGAUUUAUUUCGCUGUGAAAUUGUUAUAUCGAAUGUUGGAGAUGAACGUAUUUUUCUACGAAAUGUCCAAGACUUACGUAACACAGAGACAAUGUUCCAAGUUUCUGUUAAUAUCGAGACAUCAGAUGAAAUAAAAGUUAUUGUAAGCUAUCUCGAACUAUGGUUCUCUUCUAUGGUUACCAACAUAUUACCUUCAAUGAUCAUUUUCUGCGUUGUUAUUUUUGCUCAGUGGAGGCGACGUAAAAUUCAUAUGUUCAUCACUGUACUUGCUCUUACAUGCAUAAUUUUGCUGCAGCAAUCAGCUAAUCGAAAAGAAAGUAUACUAACACUGGAAGAUUUAUGGCUUUCUGUUACGUUUUUGCAUGUAGUCUGUGUACUACUGGUCGACUUAAUGGUACCAUCACACCGUAUUCAAUAUGUUGAUAUCAACAGUGGUCAAUACACUCGGUUCAUACUGGCAGAUGUCGAUGUGGUAAAACGAUUUCCACCUCAGAAACAACCAGCAACAUUCGGAAAGAACAGCCAUGUGGUGCAGCAAAGAAUAAUUACCACAUCUUUAGGACACAGAAAACGAAUCUCAUUGGCAACGAUUACAUGCUGUUAUUUCAUCUUCGCUUUUGCUUAUUUUACUUUUGUCAUACAUCUCAUUCUUAAGCAUAAGAACUUCUUUUGGUAACA
Molecule: messenger RNA, 992 nt
Organism: Thelazia callipaeda (thelaziosis nematode)
Lineage: Eukaryota; Metazoa; Nematoda; Chromadorea; Rhabditida; Thelaziidae
Source: the annotation of a GenBank genome assembly